AAAAACAGUUCACCGGAGAGACAGACCCAAGUCCGAUUCCUUUGUGAAAGUGGAGGAUCAGUUUCAUCAAAGUCCCUGCAUCCCGCGUCGAACACUUUCAGACUGCCGACAAGAUCGACAACUCUAUGUCACCUUCCAGACGUCAUCUUAUCCAUCUGCUAGACGUGGUGUGGCUUUUUUACUGGACGACAUUAGAUACAUUGAUGACAGCACCAUGAGCACUAUUUCUACUUUUCACGUGGACUCGUGGUCUUCCCUCUGUCCUUUCCCAACGAUAGCUGACGAACUUCCCGAUCCCUUUCUUACCCAAACCCCUCCUGUUUCCAGCUUUGAUGGAUUUUUCCACGAAUAUAAACUUCCUAGGCCUAGUCCUCUGGCAAAGGACCACUACCAGCCUCUUGCUGAAGAAGGCACCCCCAAGACUGAGAAAGGCGGCCAGUUACCAUGUAAAGUAGUUACAGAAACACUUCUCCAGUGGGAUCCCGACAGUCUCAGUGUCUAUUCUCUAAAAUUGGAAAAAGAUUUCAGGUAUUUCUUCCAGCAUCCGUACGCCCGUCUUUUUGUAUCCUACUUUGUUAUAUUUUGUAAUUUCCUCAUUUUCGCUGAAGAUCCAGUCUCGCACAGUCACACGGAGAGCGAGAUUCCAGUAGUUGGCAAUGUCUUUUCUUUUAUAGCAACAAAAUACCCUUCUGAGUGGACCUGGUGUCUUGUGAAGGUAGCAUUAUGGCUCUUUGCCAUAGUUAUUGGUCUUGAAGUUGGAAAGCAUUUUAUUCAUAACUGCUUUUUAAGAAAUAUUUUACGCUUGAAGAUGUUUCGAGAAGAACGGGGUACGUGGAUGAUAAUGUUUCUCACUGUCGUCAUCUUCAUUUAUAUCUUCUCUCUGGUUUACAACGCCUUCCUUUUGUCCAGUUACCAUGAUCCAGAACCCUACAGAAUCACUGGAAAGAUGGGUAUUACAAACAUGAGCUUCAUGAAGGUUGCAGCGUCGGGCACUUGGUUAGGAGACUUUUUUACUGCUUGGAUGGUUACUGAUAUGAUGCUUCAGGACAAUUUGUACGUUGAUUGGGCGAAACCAGCCAGGACGUUUUGGAAGUCUCACGGCCGUGUUCGUAUCGUCAUUUUCUGGGCAGGAUCAACAAUUAUGACGGCCGUGGUAGUAACGUUAAUAGCCAGUGACUGGAUUACUUGGGACAGGCUCAACAGAGACUUCGUGGCCACCACGGAACUGUCACGUGCUUUCUUAGCUUCCUUUAUACUUGUCAUGGAUCUUCUGAUUGUGAUACAGGACUGGGACUUUCCACACUUUGUAUGUGAUCUGGACAUAAAGCUUCCUGGUAUGCACGUGGCUUCCUUUAAGUACAGGAUGUUUCAAAAGUAUGUUAGUAUUCCGGAUGUAGUCUUUCAUAUUACAGGAAAGUGGUUCAACUACGGGAUCAUCAUAUUCGUGAUGAUUUUAGAUCUCAACAUGUUGAAGAACCAGAUCUUCUAUUCUCCCAAAGCAUAUGGGCAGUAUAUAGGUCCAAAUCACAAAAUAUAUACUGUAGCUGAUCAGAGACUUCUAGCAACAG
Limulus polyphemus (Atlantic horseshoe crab) is the source of this 1568-nucleotide messenger RNA. RefSeq names its product transmembrane protein 117-like. The record is from RefSeq and is a predicted model, not a curated record. Gene Ontology annotation, biological process: intrinsic apoptotic signaling pathway in response to endoplasmic reticulum stress. The annotation marks the transcript as partial. NCBI's taxonomy places the organism in Eukaryota, Metazoa, Arthropoda, Merostomata, Xiphosura, Limulidae. The transcript has 6 exons.